Messenger RNA from Salvia hispanica, 945 nucleotides. RefSeq names its product protein VACUOLELESS GAMETOPHYTES-like. The record is from RefSeq and is a predicted model, not a curated record. NCBI's taxonomy places the organism in Eukaryota, Viridiplantae, Streptophyta, Magnoliopsida, Lamiales, Lamiaceae.
GACUAAAAGCACACAAAAAACAAAAUGAAGAAAUUCCACGGCCACAAACACGGUCUAAAACUAGCCACCGCCGAGGAUUCCGGCGAGAAGACCUGCUCCGUCUGCGAGCAAGACCUCUCGGACGCCACGGCCUUCUCAUGCACGAAGCGCGACUGCGACUUCAUCCUCCACCAAUCGUGCUCCGAACUACCAAAAAAGCUGAAGCACAAGUCCGACCCUAACCACUCCUUCUCCCUCCUCUCCGAGCCUCCGGAGCACAGCCUCUACUACAGCUGCGACGCCUGCGGCGACCUCAUCCAAGCCUUCGGCUUCCAGUGCGACGAAUGCGACCACAGAAUGCACGUGAAAUGCGCUCUCCUGCCCGACUCGGUCGAGUGCAAAGCGCACGAGCACGCUCUCAAACUUCACUACACCACCACCAAGGCUAACGUCGACGGCUGCACCUUCUUCUACUGCGACGCGUGCGACGAGGCCGUGACGGAGGGAUACUGGACUUACUACUGCAAGGAGUGCGAUUUUGUUACCGAUUUGGAUUGUGCCUUUUCUGCUGAAGCAAAGGAGAAAGAAGAAGAAAAAGAAGAAGAAGACAAAGAGGAAGAGGAAUUGCCUAUUGAAUUGCAGCUAGCGAAGGCGAGAAUUGACAUGGAGAAUCAGAGGGCUAGGCUGGAGUUUCAGAUGCAAAUGGCGCGGCAGAAUGCGCAGUUCAUGAACAGCCUCGCCAAUUCAUGGAGGAGAACCUUCUGAUUCAUCAUGUUCAUGGAGUAUCUUGUUUGUGUGUUCGGGUUGUUGGUUCAAUUUAGUCUUUGAAUGUUUGUUUGUUUGUUUGUUUGUUUAUAUGCAUCAUUCUACUAUGUAUUGUAUGGUCAUCUCUCUAUAUGGUGAUGAUUUUCAAUGAAUGCCACUUUAUAAUCAAUGCAAUAUAAGGUACUCCCUCAGUCACUUAAA